UUGGGUAUUGGUGGUAACUGUACUGCUUAGGAUUUACGAAACGCCGGCGAGGAUGUUGUCUACCGCAAAGGAUUCGCUGAAAAAGUCUCACAAUUUAUAUUUAUACAAUAAGUCAUUGACGCGCAUAACGUCUCUGCGUGCAACGUUUACGCAUCAUGUUGAAAAGAAUCAAUGUCGCGAAUCGUACGCGGGAAAUGUUGACUGUCUGUCAGAUCACAACACGAAACAAGAGGUAACAAUGCAAAGUUCUUCUCAUCACCAGGCAAUAUACAAUCAGCAGGGUUGGUUUACUUCUGCACAAAGGUCUAACAGUGGAGAAAUUGGACAAAACAUAUUUGAUGUAUUGUUAACCAAUCUUCUUAAAGCUAAUAGUAUAGAUAAGCAGGGUAUUUUCUUACACAAGACGAUGGGCCAUCUCCCGGCUGUAAAACUGCAAGCGGUACAUGCCACUUUGGAGGAUAACUCAAAAUUACCUCCUUCUACGCUACAUAUGAACAGAAAAGUUGACCGAUACAAAAAGCAUGAGAUAGCUAAUAUCAAGGUAUCAAAGACAGAGCGAUUUUUCAGAGAAAAUCAUUCAAGGACAAUGUUUUUGUCCAAGGAAUUUACAAAAAGUCCUGUUUUUAACUGCAUCAAUGCGUUACAUACCAGUGCAUCAAACAGAGUUUCAUUUGAUGAUGAAACGAGCAAAAAAAUGCAAAAUCGAAGGUCAUUUGCGAAAGACGGAGAUGAAGAUUUUAAUCAACAGCAUGAGAAUUAUAAUGAUGAUUUCCAUUUUGAAUCAAUGAAUCCGACGACCGAUCCAAAUCAUAAAAUCAGUAAAAAUAAUAUUUGUGAUGACCCCAUCGAUUUUUCGAAGAAAGUUCCAAGAAAAAGGAAACCAAAAAGACAUUCACAAACCUUACAUUCAGAUUGCAAUAAAGAAGAUCAAGAUAAGCACGCGUCACAUCAUAGCAAUAAAGUUACCGUCAGCCUGCAAAAACUCGAAAAGUUGUACCCAAAUCCAAAAAAUUCGAUGGAUAAAAUUUAUUCAACUAUCAGCACAGAAUUCAAAGAUAAAGUGUACAUGGUGAAACCAAAUUAUCAAACUAUAUUCUCAGACAAAGGUAAAGUAACACUCUGGCAAGCUACCUACAAUGUAUUAUGGCCAAGUGAAAUGAGUUUCACGGCUAAAGCUAAAUCAAAAGCAGCUGCUUCUAGCGCAGCAAGUCUUAAGUGCUUACAAUAUUUGUUAUCUAAUGGAAAGGUGAAAAAUGAUUCACCAAUUCUCUACAGCCUUAAUGAACUUAAGGAUAUUUUGGAUCCACCUAUCAGAAUACAAAUUCAGCCAAAGUUAAUUGAGAGUGUAAAUCAAGUUCUAGAUCAAUACAAUGAGGAUAUAGUACAACUUUUGACCAGUUCAGAAACUGAAGCGAAUAAAAUUCACCCAUCAAAAAUUGAAUUGACUGACAGUGACGAAGACAUAAAUGAAGGCGAAGCGAUUUCACCUACAGCAAGCCAUACGAUUGAAGCAUCUGAUUGCUUAUUGGAUCCGCUUAGAGGAACACCAUUAAUUCCACACAGCAAAGAUAUUCUGGAUAGACGAAAUAUGCAAAUGUAUCUGAGACUCAAAGCAAGGGGACCUGACAGUCACCUCAAUUUCCCCAUCAGGGAGUACAGAGAGGACAUCAUAAAUCAAGUUGAAGCACAACGCAUUCUGGUUGUCAAGGGUGAACCAGGCUGUGGAAAAAGUACGCAGGUGCCACAGUUCCUUUUGGACCAUUUUACGGAGCAUGGAAAAGGAACGGCCUGCAAUAUCAUCAUCACACAACCACGUAAAAUAUCAGCAAUUUCAUUAGCCAAGCGUGUGGCUGCUGAGAGGAAAGAAAAUUUGGGAGAAUGUGUCGGUUACCAAGUAAGAUUGCAAAAGGUUGUCCCAAGUGGGCCGAGUGGCGGAAUCCUAUUCUGUUCAAGUGGAGUACUUUUGCGAAGAUUACAGCAAAAUCCUGACUUGCUUGGAUGUUCACAUGUAAUUUUAGAUGAAGCGCAUGAACGGGACUUGAAUACAGACGUAUUGAUUGUAUUCCUGAAUCGAGCUUUGAAAAGAAAUUCGGAAUUGAGACUGAUUAUCAUGUCUGCCACAAUAAACGCUGGCUUAUUUGAGAGGUAUUUUGGCUGCAAUACGAUCAGCGUUCCCGGCUUUAUGUACCCUGUGAAAAUGCAUUUCUUGGAGGAUAUAAUGCGUCUUCCCAUUAGGGGUAUCACCCAUCAAAAUAUGAAUCUAGCAAACCCAUCUGUAAACACUGAAGACCUAGCAAAAUUAAUUGAGUGGAUCUCAAAAAACAAACCCAACGGUGCUAUCUUAUGCUUUCUCCCAGGAUGGUCCGAAAUACGAAAAUUAAAACAACGUUUAGAAGAGACCUUGAAAUCUGAAACUCACCUGAUUCUGCCUAUUCACUCACGGCUUCCUUAUUCUGAUCAGCUGAUGAUUUUUAAUAAACCACCUGAUGGAGUCAGAAAAAUAGUUCUCGCAACGAAUAUAGCUGAAACUAGUAUAACUAUCGAUGAUGUAGUAUAUGUUGUGGAUUCUUGUGCGCACAAGGAAGUCCGGGCUCAUGACACAGGUGGUUGUAUGAUUGACAAUCAAUGGAUAUCAAAAGGAAAUGUAAAUCAGAGGAAAGGAAGAGCUGGUCGUGUACAGCCUGGUGAGAGCUACCAUUUCAUAACUAAGGAUAAAUAUGAAUCGCUCAGCGCGUUCCCGAUACCCGAAAUUAUGCGUGCUGCACUGCAAAGAAUUGUUUUGGAGUGCAAAACGUACACAUUAGAAAAAGCAGCAGAAUUUUUCUCUCAGUUGCCCGAACCACCGAGAACAUCAUCUGUGCAAAAUGCAAUUAAUGAAUUAAUAGAAAUUGGUGCGUUAAAUAAGAACGAGGAUUUGACGGCAUUAGGAAAAAGAAUUGCACUAUUCCCUGCUGAGCCUAGACUGAGCAAAGCUAUGGUUUACGCUGCUAUCUUCGAGUGCCUGAACCCAAUUCUCACAUUGACGGCAUUACUGUCUGUAGACAUUGAAAUAUUCACAGAUAGUUUAUAUGACAAAUCACCUGUGCGGAAAGUCAAGAUUGAUUUUGAUCCUGUGAGCGACCAUCUUGCCAUAGCUUGGCUUUUCGAGCAAUGGAAUAUGCAUGCCGAUCAAGAUGAAGAUGCGGCUUAUCAAUUUUGUCAACAAUCACAGCUUGUAUCUGCCAGGAUGUUUUUCUUGAAAGAUUUGAAAAUUUUGUUCAGUCAGUAUCUUACUCGUUGCCGUAUAAUGGACCCAUACGUCAAUUGGAGAAGCUUAGGUUCAAAUGUAAACACAAAUUCAACAAAUGAUGAGUUUGUACGUGGUGUCCUCUUUGCUGGAUUAGGAAGGGUACUUCAGAAUAGAGGUAGAGGAUUAAAAAACGGCAGAAUCAAGAAGAUUAAAAAUGUUAUGCUCAUGCAAAAUGGGCGGAGAGCAACUUUGAGAUCCGAUAGCGUCAAUUACAACAGAGAAGAAUGGCCAAGUCCUUAUCUCACCUACCAACAGUGUGUUCACAGCAGUGAAAGAAGAACUGCUAUAAUUGGGGAAAGUACUAUUAUUUCACCACUCGCAGUCUUAUUGUUCAGUGAAGGAAACAUUGAAGCACGUAAUUAUCGAGAAACUAAAAUUGAAACCACCGAUGUCUUACUGACAUUCCAAGAUAAGAAGAACGUCCGGCUCAUUUGCGAUAAAGAAACUGCAGACUUGUUACUGAAGCUGAGGAGUGCGUUGCAGAAUGUAGUCCGUCACUUAAUCGAAUACAGAGGCUUGGAUGGUGCUGACAAUAAGAACAAUGCAACAAUUGAAUUGUUCAAAAUCGUACUGAUAAAUUUACUCAAAGAAAUUUUAAACGAAGCAAAUGGACUGGAUGAUCAAUCUGAAGGGUCUAUUCAUCAAGCUUAGAAGAGUGGUAGUACCAAGUUAGUAUGGUUUUUCUCCAGGAAACAUACUUUGUUUUGGUGGGAUACUUAUUUAAACCUGACCGCCCAAGGCAAAAUUAGGCUCUUUGAGUAUACAUACAUUGUAGUUAAUUGGUGAAGUUUUUUUUCAAAGUGUUUCGAUAGGGUUCUAUGCCCUAUGCUAAGUGUUACAGCGCGACCCUAUUAUUAUUAUUAUGAAACCUCUACUUCACCGCGACCGCACAGUGCAAUAUCGUAUUAGUUCGAGUAAAAGUCGAGGUUUUUUGAGGCCAAUAUUGCUGUAAAAAUUCGUACUCAAUUUAUAAAAUGGGAUCGAGGUACAUUGGGGAGAUGUUUGGACAUUUUCUUUAUCGAUUGAAAGAAGUUCAUUUUUAAUUUAAGUAUUCAUAAAUAUGCGUAAAAAAGGCAAUAUUAAAAAUAAAUGUAUCUACUUCUGUGAUUGCAACUUCUCAUAAAAUUCGACUUAUAUUUGGUUCCUAAGAAAAAAUGGGGGUCGACUUAUAUUCAGGAUUGAUUUAUACUCUGGCUAAUACGGCACUUAUUAAUGUGAAUAACCUCGUGAAAAGCUUUAUUGAAGACUAUCAAAUUUAAGAUAGUCCGUCAGCCGGAAGCUAAACGAACGUACAGCUGAUGUAUUUUAUAAUUUAUUCAAGUAUUAUAAUUAUUCCCUAGGACAUAGUGUAUAAAUGUAAAUUUGUAUGGAAUGAAACAAUUCUUAGA
This is a messenger RNA of Diprion similis, 4677 nucleotides long. Its product is annotated as ATP-dependent RNA helicase DHX30-like. The record is from RefSeq and is a predicted model, not a curated record. The transcript has 12 exons. Gene Ontology annotation, cellular component: cytoplasm; intracellular anatomical structure; nucleus. Gene Ontology annotation, molecular function: ATP binding; DNA helicase activity; G-quadruplex RNA binding. The coding region runs from base 53 to 3940 and encodes 1295 amino acids. Lineage: Eukaryota; Metazoa; Arthropoda; Insecta; Hymenoptera; Diprionidae.